Molecule: messenger RNA, 4491 nt
Organism: Anolis carolinensis (green anole)
Lineage: Eukaryota; Metazoa; Chordata; Lepidosauria; Squamata; Anolidae
Gene: wdcp
Product: WD repeat and coiled coil containing
Exons: 3
Coding region: 165-2363 (732 amino acids)
Molecular function (GO): kinase binding
Source: RefSeq, a predicted model, not a curated record
GCAGAUAAGACCUGUCUUUAGAUCAACAACAGAGGAGGAGGCUGCCCACUUGGAAGAAAGAAAACUGUUGUCAUGAAAGAAAGUGGAAGAACGUUUCUUCUCUCGAGUUGAUCGGAUGAAUCCUGUGGAGCUUGUGUUUUGGAGCGCAAGGCAUUGAAUGAAGGAUGGAAUUAGGAAAAGCUAAACUUCUGAGAAGUGGCCUAAAUGCUUUAUAUCAAGCCAUUCACCCCAUGCACGGGAUCGCGUGGACAGAUGGCAAGCAAGUGGCCCUGACGGCGCUGCACUAUCACAACAAGGAACUGAAGUUUGGAGAGUCAACUGUUAUUGGCCAGUUUGAACAUGUCCAUGGGCUGUACUGGAGCCCGCACCACUCUGCCAACACACCGGCCCUGCUUGCCGUUCAGCACAAGAAGCAUGUGAGUGUCUGGCAGCUGAGCCACAGCGCCACAGAAAAGAACAAACUGAUGGUUUCUCAGACCUGCGAAGUUGGUGAGCCAUUCCAAUUGCUUCCGCAGGGCUGUGUGUGGCAUCCCAAGAGGGACAUUUUAUCUGUGCUUACUAAAAGGGAUGCUUCUGUUUUGUAUGCUGUGCGCUCAGACAACUCUAGGGUUAAAGCAGAUAUCAAAAGCAGUGGUCUCAUUCAUUGUGCCUGCUGGACCAAAGAUGGCAACCGUUUGGUUGUUGCCAUAAGCACUGCUCUUCAUUCCUAUAUAUGGGACAAUGCCAGGAAGACAUUAAGUGCAUGCUCCUUUUGCCCGAUAUUUGAUGUUGGGAGUUAUAUCUGCGCUAUCGAAGCCACUGUGGACUUCCAGAUUGCUGUGGCUACUGAACUUCCUCUUGAUAAGAUAUGUGGCUUAAAUGCAGGUAUUACAUUUGAAUUGCCAGUAGGUACUGAAACGGGGUCUGUCACAUCGCAGUCUACGCUGGUACUUGGGGAUGAGGAAUAUUCUAUGGAUUUGAGGAGAAAGUCUAUUGAUUCUGACAAAUCAGCAACAAUAGAGUCAGUGGCUUCAUCCUCAUCAGGCCCCGUUGAUUUAAUGCAUAUCCUUGCAAACCAUCGGAGAUCUGAUCCCAGUCCUCUCAUUACUUUGAGAAGGAAGGACUAUCCUUCUGGAACUGGACAAGAUUCGUCCCACUUGAUUUUAGUGACUUUUGAAGGAAAGGUAACCACAACCAGAAAAGUCAGUAUUCCAGGUAUUUUGGUCCCGGAUAUAAUUGCCUUUGACCUUAAAGCUCAAACUGUGGCAAUAGCCUCGAAUACUUGUAACAUUGUUUUGGUCUAUUCUGUAACCUCCUUCUGCAUGCCCAACAUCCAACAAAUCCAGCUAGAGAAAAGUGAACGGCCCAAAGGUCUAACCUUUUUGACGGAUAAUCUCUUAUUGAUUUUGAUUGGCAAGCAAAAAUUCACUGACCCUGCACUUAUUCCAUCAUCUAAUUCAGACAGAUAUAUCAUCCGCCUAAUGAUCAAAGAAUUAUCAUUUGAAGAAGAAUCUUCAGCAAAAUCUAAUGUUCCUCAAAGUCUUCCUUUUAGUGUUGAGUCGUCAGUCAACCUAUCUGGGAAAAGAAAAUAUUUUGACAAUCUCGCAGCAGAGAAUCAUGUUGUAGGCCGGGAGCUCCUAAUACCAGGGAGCACUAUUAUCCAAUCUUCUAGUGGAAGGAGACGCAUGUUGGAAGAACUGAAGAGUCCCAGUUAUGAACAAAGUUCAUCAUCCAGCAUGAGUGAUUUUGACGAAAGAAGAGCCCUGGCAGAUCCAACCAUUGCUCUAGAAACAUUGGAUACUGAGCCAGUAAAUCGAUCAGUGGCCUUGUUUGGUCUUGGAACAUCUGCUCGGUUUUCCCAUCGAUGUGUUUCCCCUAAAGCGAUACAAGAAACUCUAAAUUCUCCUAAAAACAACAUUUUGGCAAGUGAAAAGGGGGCAUGCCAGAUAUCCAGAAAUCUGGAACGACUCUGUGGAAAUUUUAAUGACUUACAGCUGCGGCUUCUGGAAAUAACGGAAUUCAGUAAAAAUGGGAACAAAUUAUCUGUUGCCUACCCAUCUUCUCAAGAACCACCUUUUGUUCACAUCACCUAUCAGAAGCUUUAUUCGAAUGGAUCUAUAAUUGAAGAAACGAAAACUGUUCUCCUAUGUGAUGGCAAGAUUCAUCUGAGUUUAGUCCAGCAGCUGUUUGAUCUGCCUGUUGUUGAAAUGAAAUAUGGUUCUUCUUGGAUUGUUCUUGCUGCAGAUAAUGAAGGUUUUAUUCCACUAACAUUCAAAGCAAAGCAGGAGAUAAUCAUAAGGGAAGGAAGUGAUAGUUUGGAAGCCUGUGGAAGUCAUUCCUUCAAAAGAAAAAAUCCUUCACAACCAUCAAGCAGUGUGACCUAAUUAGACCUAAAAGCUCUUCAAUAUAAAAAUUGCACAGAUAGAAAAUUAUCAGCAGGACAAUUGACUGCAUUAUUCUUGUAAAUCAUGUGGCUUUUAUCCUACAAUAGCUAGUUCUCACACACACUUCAAGAUCAGAUUUAGUAUAUCAUGUCUUCAGCAAAAUUUUGAUAGGCUGAAUAACUCAUCUAGGCACAAAAUAAACAUGUUUUCAAAUCUAUAUACUAACAUGCUAAAGCAUCAUUGUUUCAUCUGUUUCCAUUCAUCGUGCAAGAUGACUUCUUCCUAGAUGAUACCAUGGAAAGAACAUCUUGAAUACAAUAGAGAGACAAAAUAUAAUGAUGUUUUGGAUCCUGAUGUUCUGUUACUGGAACCCUGUUCAGAGCAUACUCCCAUUGGCAGAAACAGGCAAGACGGGACAGAAAGCAGCUUUCAUUUACAGUCGGCCUUCUGUAUCCACGGAGUCAACCAUCUACGGUUUGAGAAUAUGUUUGAAAAAUCCAAAAAGCCUUGAUUUUGCCAUUUUAUAUAAGGCACACCAUGUUCCAAACGCUUGUUUACAAUGGGGCUUGCACACCCACUGUAUUCUGCUUUCGUCCUGAAACCCAAAAAUAUGCUCUGUGAAAUGUGGCUUGGGAGACCUUCAACAGAGACUGCCAGAGGAAAAAGUUUUAAAAGUCUGCCAUUCCAUCAGCAGUAGUCUCCACUGGGAAAAAAAUCUCUAUAAACCUACACAACUUUAACACGCAUGGAAGAUCAAUUUAUUCAUAUUUCUUUCAUCAUUGAGACAUUUUCUGUGUAUAAACUGGUUAAUAAACUAGGAAUUCUUGUCCUAUUUCUUCCAGUGAACACAGAGAAAGCAGAAACAUCUCUCUACCUCCUGAACUCUUUUGGUGUGUAUGAAUGAGAGGACUUUAAACCUUCUAAUUGUCUUCAUAGGGACCAGCUAUUUGUACUGUGAGACCUUUCACUAGAACAGGUAUUAACAGGGCAAGCAACUCAGUUCAGAUUAGGAUGAUAAUAGGGGUGAAAGAUUAAAGCCUUUACCCACUCCCAAAUUGUGUUCCAAAUCAGAUCCUCUACAUCAGAAAUGUAUUUUUAAAAGCUAUCAACCCAACUGUGUAGCACAAGAUAUCUUUGUGAGCUUGGCUCCAAGGAAAAGAUGGAGAACACUGGAUUUGAUCUUCUUCAAUCCAGUAUAUCUGAACUUCCUCAAACUAGGAUUUGAACUUCUUCAAUCCAAAUAUUUGAACUUCUUCAAUCCAGGAAAAAUCCAGGGAAAAAAUAGUUCUUUGUUGUUUUUCUUGUUUAGAUAUAUGGUCUCUUGAAUUGUUUGAGGGUCAUUCCACAAACUGUUUCCUUCAUGGAUACUGCUUUUUUAUAGGAAAGGCCAUUACAACAUGAACAUAAUGCCAUGUGAAGAAUCCAUGUGUUUCUUUUUGUCGAAAUACAAUGGAAUAGACACACUGAAUGUUUCUAAGAGAUGCCAGAAUGUAUGUAUUGUGUCUAUGUUUUUUUUCUCUUGCUUGAAUAUAAUGUGUGACAUAGAGGUUUCUAGAUUAUAAGAAUCAUUUUUGAAGUACUGUAAUGCAUAUAUUUUCUUUGUGAUUGUUUAACCAAUCCUGUUAAUACAAGUCUACACAUAUGAUGAAAUCCAUGUGGUAGAAUAUAAAUUAUUGCUGAGAACUUCCCUGUCCCCAUGUGCAAAUUGCAGACUUUUUCAGAUUUUUAACUAAACUGUAGAAUAUUAGCAGCUUGUAAAGGCCCUUUAUUGUGGGAAUCAAGAUUUGUGUAAGUGCUCUGAAGAAAUAAAUUUGAAACAUAUCUUUAUUCUUCCUCAGAGUUUCUAUUUUUGCACUUUUUAUAUGAGGGCAGCUUGUUUUUUUAUUGCAAUUGCUCAAAGAUGGGUCUAGCCUGGUUAUCAAUGAACCGUAAUCAUUUCCUCAUUAGAAACUUUAAAUAUACUGUAAAAUGCAUGUAGCUAUCCAAAUGAAUUCUAAUUUAUCUCUCUACCUGUGAUAUAUUUCUAUAGCUAAAAACCCACUGUCAAGAAACAGUGAUACAUCUGUGUCAGCAAAUGUAUUUUAAUAAACAUAAUUAUCUGACAGACAAAUGUUCUGGUUUAUUAAAU